AUGUGGAUGACUAGCUCCGCAUUUGUUUCCCGAGCUAACCUGGUGACGAAAUUUUCCGCGGGACCCCUAGCGUGUCAUCCAAACCGCCCACGAUUAUUCGACCCGGUACGUACGGGCACGGCCGUCGAACAUCCCUCGGGCUCUCCGAUUGAGCUGAACUGACGCCAGGUCACGCGGUACCUUUUCACAACCCACCCCCCAACGACAGCCUUAUCUCGCUCGAGGAUGAUCAGACGCUUCCCGUCCACACGCUCCGCAUGUGGACGAUCGGUCUCGGACUGACGUGCUGUACGUCGUUCGGGGACGUGGUUGGUCUCCUCUCCGCCGAGUCUGUGUGCUCACGGAGCUUGCAGCGCUGACGCCAACCAUUGGCAUCUCGAUGAACUCCUCCGCAUUGUGAUCGACCACAAAACCAAAAGUUGGCGCCAUCUUGGGCGAGAUUCUCACCUUCCGACCCCAGGUGUACGAAGUCUCAAGUCUGUUCCGUACGUGCUCGGUCUUCCCAGGCGGCUCCCGCAGCACUUCUCAAUUGAUCCCGUGACCCCCGGGUGGCGCACCUCCACGCAGUGCAGAUCAUCGCCUACAGUACGGGAACGAAGCUUCCAGGUUUUUCACAGGCGGUUGCUGGAAACACUGAUUGGGAAACCCCACCCUCCACUCCCCGUGGGGGUCUGGCCCCGUUCGAACAGUUAUCGGCACCGCGUGGCACCGGAUCCUCCCCAAGGCCGAUCGGGGUCGCAUCUGGGCCGUGCUGAACCCGGGGCCGUUCAACAUCAAGGAACACGUCUGCAUCACUGUCAUGGCGUCGACGGGGAGCAGUGGUGCUCUCGCCAUCUCCACCUUUGCCGUCGAAAAACUCUACUGUACGACUCGGUCAACUCGUUCCCGAGAGGCGUCGCAGCUGAGCGACCACGCCUUCGUCCUUUGGUAGACAAUAUCACCCCCAGCUACGGAAUCGCGAUCUCGACGCUCAUCGGUGAGUGAGCUACGGGUCACAUGCCUUUUGGCCCCGAGAUUGACCAAGGACCCCUCUUUCCCCACCCGUGCAGCGUCCCAGUUCUUUGGUUAUAGCCUCGGUGGUCUGUACCGCUCCAUCCUCGUCUACCCCACUUUUGCAGUUUGGCCCUCCCUCAUCCCGUCCGUGAGCCUGCUCGAAACGUUGCAGUGAGUACGCAUUCCUUUUUGAUUGUGUGGUUUUCAAGACGAUCGAACGAAGGUCACCCCGCCGCCGCGGGUCAAUUUUGCUGCAGUCGUGAAAAGGAUCUGCGCUCGCAGCGGCGCCGUUACAAGUUCUUUUGGAUCGUGAGCUCUCCCCGCGUUGCUUCCCGGUCGGUUCUCCGCCAAACCCUUCCUAACAGCCGUUCACUCUGCUUACUUUGUUAGGUAUUUGCGUGUAUCUUUGUCUGGGAGUGGUUCCCCGAGAUCAUCGCCCCGACGGUGACGGGGAUCAGCAUCUUUUGGUGCGCUUCAGCUAGGCGCAUUCUCGAUCCAUCAUGCUUUCGGAGCUGAACCCCUCGCAUUCAUCGCGGCAGUCUCGUCGACCGUACGAACCCCGACUUCACGCGCAUCUUUGGGGGCACCAACGCCAACGAAGGACUUGGCCUCUUUUCCAUCGGGUUCGACUGGCUACAAAUCACCUCGGGUGCGCCUGCGCUCUGUUUGGAAGUGCCGUGCCGCCCGCUCGAGUAGCAAUAACUGAAGCCGUGCUUUUCCUUCUCUUCACAGCCACACUGUACCUCCCCUGGGCAACGAUGGUCUCGCAGGGAAUUGGGGUCGUGCUCUGUUUCACCAUCGUCGUGUGGGGCUAGUGAGUCUCGGCGCUGCAUGCUGCGCAAUUCCAACGCGCCAGCAAGUGUCGCUGAGAAAUUCGCCCAAUACGCCACUACCUUACAGCUUUACCAACGUCUGGAACGCCAAAAAUUUUCCUUUCAUGGGUCAGAGUCUUUUUCACGAGGUCAGAGACAUACUUAGCUCGGACGCUCCUCCCCGACCCAGCCGGAGCUCAUGCCGAAACUUCUGCCCUGCACCUAUCCUUCUUCCAGAAUGGGAGCAUCUACAACGCCAGUUUAAUCCUCGAUUCAAAAUUCGAUCUCAACAAAACCGCGCUAGCGGAGCAGGGUAGGUGGUGACCGCUCGAAGUGAAAUCUCGAGCUCGCAACCGCAAGAACAGCUGAUCCGGCGCCGAGUCGACCCCAACAGGUCUUCCCUCUUACGCUUGGAGCAACGCAGGCAAGUCUCCCUGACGAUGCACGACAGUCGAAUCAACGUUGACCUAGUAUUAUUUGCAGUGCUAUACUUUGGGCUCAACCUCAGUAUCGGUGCAUCCUUUAUGCACGUCUUUGUGUAAGUUGCACAGCGAACUAGCAGAGUCAAUUGAUCAACGCUGACUGCGAUGACGAACCUCAGAUGGUACCGCAAGGACCUCGUCGAGGCGUGGCGCCAAUGGCGCUGCAAGAUUCAUGACGACCCGCACUACAUGAAGAUGCAAGCAUGUAAGCAAGCUCUUCCUGAUAGACCUGUCGAAGCCGUCCUCGAGCUGACGAAGAACCCGUCACGAUCCACCAGAUCCGGAGUGUCCGAUGUGGGUCUACCUCGCCACCGCCAUAGGAGCAUUCGCGGUGGCUCUCGUGACGCUCUACGCUGGUCACUCGGGUAUGCCUUGGUAUGCACUGCUCAUUGGUGUUCUAUUUGCGCUCGUCGAGCUGCCCGGUGAGUCUGCUCGCAGUCAUCGGAUUUGGGAACCCCUGACUCAGGUUGGGCUUCGCGAGGGGCAGUAUUGUCCAUCAUGACCGCCGUCACCGGGUUUCACAGCUCGGGAUCGACCCUGUGCCAAAUGUGAGGGAAAUGAAUCUGUACUUUGCUUGACGGAGCCGUAUUUGAUCUUUGAACUCGCAUGCCAAAAUUUGGUCGUUCGAUAGGCUCGGAGGUGCGCUUGUGCCAGGCAACGCUCGUGCGAGUCUAUAUUUCGGAGUGAGCGGGAUCAAUCAACUGAGUCAGUCGAGGAGCGAUCUCUGAAAUUUUGUUCUAUUAUCGUAGCUCUACAGCAGCAACAGCGUGGCGCAGGGAUCUCUGAUGGUCAAGGAUCUUAAAGUGAGCUACUCUCCGACUGGUCACGAGACUAGUGGCGACUGACUGGACAGCUUCUGUCGCAAUCGCUUUCGCAGCUCGGCCAGGUGAGCCUACCGAGCGUUUUCAUAGCUGUGCCAACCUGUUUAUGAAAGUAUUCGGGCAUUAUCGUGUUGGAAUUACUCGCAGUAUACCAAGGUAAGCACGUGCUGCUCAUCUCAGCUGCGAUUUCUUCCUUGCGACGCUGAAGCAAUCAGCACGUUCCGGUUUUGCCGAUACAGGUGCCACCACGUGCAUUGUUUGUGAGUGAGCUCAUACACCUCGGAGGAGCUUACCUUGAGCCAAAGGUGAUCCAAAUAUUGGCUUUCCCGGUGGUCGCAGGCGGUUCAAACCGUCGGUACUCUUCUCGGAUCGGUCCUCAAUCUCGUCGUCGUCAGUCUCGCUUCCUCGUCGAGUUGCUCGCUUUCACCGGCUGAGCUAAGAAAGACGAUUUCACGCCGCAGAUGAACUCGAUCGUCAGCUCGCAGCGUCAAGUCUUGCUCAACGUCGAAGGAACCAAUUUAUGGUCUGGUAAUGUGGUGCAGUCUUACAACACUCAGGUACUUCCGCUUCAGCAAUAGGUCACCCCGAAAGAGCGAGAUGCUGAUUUUCCCGCGUCGAGGCUUUUUUCGUUUCCUUGCUCAGGCUAUCGCGUGAGUCUUUGCUUGUUUCCGCUAGCUUGUUGAUCUCAAACUAAAGAAUGCUUUGAAAACAGGUGGGGAGCUCUAGGCAAAGAGAUGGUCAUUUGAACCUUGGAACAUAUCAGCGCCGCUAGUUGGGCAUGAGCUGACCUUCGACUCCUGGCACCCACCUCGUCGCAGUAUGGUCCCCGUAAGUAAUCUUCGGCUCCACGAUUGACCCCAAGAAUUGAUCUUGAAACAUUUUUGCGCCUUGCUUUUAGACAACAAAUACUUCAUCAUACCCCUCGGAAUUCGUAAGUAGCGUUGAAUUUUCGGAUCGCGCUCCUUGUACUGCCACAUCCCACCCCACCCGUAGUCCUAGGCCUGCUCGUCCCCCUCCCAUUCUACAUCGGUCACCACUUCUGGCCCAGUUUCCGCCUCAAUCAAAUCGUUACACCCGAGAUGUGCAGAUGCCUAGGCUAUCUCUCGGUACGUCCCCAUUCCCAAGGGACCACUCUCUACCCCCCCGUACUAAGACGUGGUUUUCUUUCUCGGUCCAACUUCAAAGGUCGGUAUCAAUUCCAGCGUUUUCGUCUCGUUCCUCCUCGCGAUCUACGCGCAGUUCUACCUCCGACGAAAACGCUCGACUUUCUUCCGCAAGUACAAUUACUUGAUGGCCGCCGCUCUGGAUGUGAGUAAAUCCCAUUAGUGAUCAGUGUGAACCGUUUCAAGUUGCGGCGUUCGAUUGAAAGUUCUUCCUCCCUUUGGUCAUGGCGAUAGGGUGGAACGGAUUUCAUGAUUUUCCUCUCGACCUUCACCAUAAACGGCGGCGCAGGAAAGCAGUACACGUUCCCAAAUUGGGCGAUGAAUCCAAAAGGCCACUACGAUUGUAAGUGA
Molecule: messenger RNA, 4622 nt
Organism: Microbotryum saponariae
Lineage: Eukaryota; Fungi; Basidiomycota; Microbotryomycetes; Microbotryales; Microbotryaceae
Source: the annotation of a GenBank genome assembly